This is a messenger RNA of Beta vulgaris subsp. vulgaris (sugar beet), 711 nucleotides long. RefSeq lists its product as uncharacterized. The coding region runs from base 1 to 711 and encodes 236 amino acids. The record is from RefSeq and is a predicted model, not a curated record. The transcript is spliced from 7 exons. Lineage: Eukaryota; Viridiplantae; Streptophyta; Magnoliopsida; Caryophyllales; Amaranthaceae.
AUGCUAAAACCUCAAUCAGAUUUUUCCAAUACUGAAUUUUAUCAAAACAAUGAUAGAGGGUUUAGUAAACUUAAGGAGGCUGAAAUUGAUGAAUUGUUCAAAGAGUAUGUAGACUUGAAAGCUUCUUUUGCUAGCACAAGUGGUCCUAGUGUUAAUGUUGAAGACCUAUGUUCUGAAUAUGAGGGAGCUAAGGAUGGAGAAGGUGCUGAACCAAGCUCACCACACAACUCUAUUAGAGAGGAAGAGUUUGGUCCAGCACAGAAUCAGGUUGAAGCCGUGAAUAAUCUUUCUAGAGUUGAAGCAGUUAUGUUCUGGAAGAACAACUGUAAUGUCAUAAUUGAUUCCAAAGAAUCCUACAAGAGGGUUGAGGUUUGCCUUGACAGAGCUGGCAUUCAGUCAAGAAAGGAUUCUGAAGAGAAGGAAGAUUCAUCUGUUGCUAUAGGCGAUGGUGAUGAUGAACUGGUUUCUGAGGAGAGGGAAGAAGAGGAGGCUGAGGAAGAUGAAGAAGCUGCUUCAGAGGACCUCGAGGAAGAUGAGGAGGAAGAUGAGACUGAACAUGACUCUGGAGCCUGGGACUCUCAGGCUGGAAAUCGGAGGAAUGUGUUGCCAUUGGGAAUGAACUUAUUGCGUGAAAGGAUAAAGGAAAUGAAGAAAGUAAGAGGAUUUGGGCUUGAAGGCUUAAAGAGACCCUUGAUAGAUCGCGAAGGCUGA